Molecule: messenger RNA, 2053 nt
Organism: Bradysia coprophila
Lineage: Eukaryota; Metazoa; Arthropoda; Insecta; Diptera; Sciaridae
Gene: SF2
Product: splicing factor 2
Cellular component (GO): cytoplasm; nucleus
Molecular function (GO): mRNA binding
Source: RefSeq, a predicted model, not a curated record
ACUUGGAGUUGUCAAAUUGGCGCGGACGGGCAUCAAACAGGACGAUCGCAGUCGCAUUUAAAAUAAUUGUGAAUAUUUGAAUAAAUCUUCCGAUCAAAAUCAAAGGAAAUGUCUCACAGUAAUCGUAAUGAGUGUCGCAUCUACGUAGGAAAUCUACCACCAGAUAUACGCACAAAGGACAUCCAAGAUUUAUUCCAUAAAUUUGGUAAAGUCACUUUCGUCGAUUUGAAAAACCGCAGGGGACCACCCUUUGCAUUUGUUGAGUUUGAAGAUGCUCGUGACGCUGAAGAUGCGGUUAAAGCCAGAGACGGCUAUGACUACGACGGAUACCGAUUGCGCGUCGAAUUUCCGCGUGGUGGUGGUCCGGGUAGUUAUCGUGGCAGUCGAGGCAGUGAUCGCAGUCGCGGUGAAGGUCGCAGCAAUCGUGGCCCAGUGACCAAACGUUCUCAGUUCCGUGUAUUAGUGUCAGGUCUGCCCGCAUCGGGUUCGUGGCAAGAUUUGAAAGAUCAUAUGCGUGAGGCGGGUGAUGUGUGCUUCGCCGAUACAUAUAAAGAUGGUACCGGUGUUGUGGAAUUUUUGCGACACGAGGAUAUGAAGUAUGCGAUCAAGAAAUUGGAUGACUCAAGAUUUCGAUCUCACGAGGGUGAAGUUGCAUACGUUCGUGUUCGAGAAGAUAUGGGUGACGACCGUCGUGAUCAUAACAGAGACAGAUCCCGUUCUCGUUCAUCGUAUUCACCUCGCCGCCGCCGUGGAACACCCACCUAUUCACCGGUGCGGAGAAGCUUCUCGCGAUCCCGUUCAGAUUCCAGGUCAAAUUAUUAAAAAAACAAAAACAAAACCAAUUAACUUUAAAGAGUUCAUUACUUCAAACAGUAGCCGUGCAAAGUAAUCGACUUUUGAGAGUCUUAUUGGUCUUAUUGCAAACGAAAAAAACAAAAGAUUGAAAGAAAAUUUGAAGAAGAAGGAAAAAACAAACAAAAAAUCUAUCCAAAGAUAGCAACGAUUUAUCAAAUACUGAAACACAAAAUAUCGCAUUUUCUUUUAGAGAGAAUAAUUAUGGAAGAGAAGAAAAUUCACCGACAAAUUUUUCUUUUUAUUUUUAAUUUUAUUGAACAUAAACAUUCCUUGGAAUUGCAGCCAUCAUGUGUGCAUUACAUCGUAAUCUUAUUGUCAAAAAUAAAUGAAAAACAAAAUUUCUUUUUUUAAAGAAUGAUUAGAUCUCUAGGCGCACGCGGAAAUAUGUUUUUUUUUUAAAUAUAUUUUUUUCUUCGUUCAUGAAUUUUGUAGUGUUCCGUACUUGAUGAAUUUGCAAAAAAAAAAAACAAAAAAAUUGACUAAGUUUAGACAUGCAUUUGAAUUGAUUAACGAAAGGAAAAAUAAUUAACAAUUUGUCAUAGAUCGUCAUAUUUUAUCGAGAUUGUUCAAUCAUUUAGUUUUGCUUUUGUGUAAUAAUUGAUCAAUCGAAAUGAGUGAACUGAUUGAGCACUCUCUCCGUUUCAUACUCACCAAUCACACACAUCCACACACACACACACAAUCUUUUAUAGAUUUUUCUUUUUAAAUUGUAAAAAAAACCCUUUUAACCAUAAAAACAAAUCAAACCAACCAACCAACAAAAUAUCAAUUUAAUUCAAUUUUUCUAACAUAUUUUUCUCUUUUUUCUAUUGAUUUUUAUGUGAGAUAAAAUGAAAUUAAAAAUGGAUGGAUGUUUUCGUGAUGUUUGGAAAAAAAGGAAAGGAUGAAAAGGCAAGAAAAAAAAAUUGAAUUUCUCGGAUUGCAAAUUUUAUUCGCAUUAUUUCCAAUGGACCGAAUUAUCCCAUUAUUAUUCGCUGACUGGACUUGGAUAGCCGAUUCUCUAUUCUGGAUAGGAUUGAACAGGAUUUAUGACGGGACUGAUAUUGUGAAAGGAAAAACAGAAAAAGAAGGAAAAAAAACGAUUUUUUUUGUGUAAUAUAGGAAAAUGUAACAGGAUGAAGACAUCGCGGGAAUAAUAGGAUUGAAAGGAUUGAUACGCACCUCUUAAUUAGGAUUUUAUUGAGAAAAAAAAAGAAAA